Molecule: messenger RNA, 403 nt
Organism: Cydia fagiglandana
Lineage: Eukaryota; Metazoa; Arthropoda; Insecta; Lepidoptera; Tortricidae
Product: cytochrome c oxidase subunit 6C-like
Exons: 2
Coding region: 1-348 (115 amino acids)
Source: RefSeq, a predicted model, not a curated record
AUGGCGAAUGUGCCGCAGACUCCGUGCCCCCCGUUCCCCUGCCCGCCGAUGCCGCAGGCGCCGUGCCCGGCCGUGUGCCCCCCACCGCCCCCCCCACCACCAUGUCGGGUUAAGCCCGUCAUGCGCGGUUUGCACUGGGCGCAGACAAGGAAGAGGCUGACUGAAGCGCUGCUUCUCAGCGCUCUAGCCGGAGCGUUGGUGUACUUCGGGUAUACGAAGCCGAAAAUGGAGCGUUACAGGGAGUUUUAUGAACUUUCAGAAUUUGACGACUGGGCCGAUGAAAUGGCAAAAAUGGGUCUGUUUCAAUCUGUUCCUAAAGAAGGCUGGCCAGUUCCCAAGAAAAAAUAGUUUUUUCAUUUGUCAUUAUUAAUAUAAUAUAAAUUUUGUUUGUUUGUACUUGGCU